AUGAAAUAAUUAAAAAGAGGAAUAAUAAUAGUUGCUAUUUUAUAAGUUAUUUUUGCUUAACAAACAAUACAGAGUUCUAAAUUAUAUUCAUGCAUUUAAAAUAUAAAAACUCCUUGUUCAGGAACAGAUACUGUCUGCUAAGUUGAUUAUGGAACUUUCGGCUAAUGCUAUGUGGCUUGUGCUUCUUCAACAACAUCACUACCAUCUUAUGAGGAAUGCAUAUAAACUUGUAUUAAAUAAUGUCCGAAUCCAUUAGUACAGUCUUUUGGAAGUUCAAUUUUAAAUUGCUAUUCAACUAACUAUUCAGCUAUAACUUAAGGGUCGAUCUUAAUAUUUAUUUUAUUAAUUUUGGUAUUUUGA
Tetrahymena thermophila SB210 is the source of this 360-nucleotide messenger RNA. Its product is annotated as transmembrane protein, putative. The record is from RefSeq and is a predicted model, not a curated record. NCBI's taxonomy places the organism in Eukaryota, Ciliophora, Oligohymenophorea, Hymenostomatida, Tetrahymenidae. The transcript has a single exon.